Molecule: messenger RNA, 1953 nt
Organism: Hirsutella rhossiliensis
Lineage: Eukaryota; Fungi; Ascomycota; Sordariomycetes; Hypocreales; Ophiocordycipitaceae
Product: fungal specific transcription factor domain-containing protein
Exons: 3
Coding region: 1-1953 (650 amino acids)
Biological process (GO): positive regulation of transcription by RNA polymerase II
Cellular component (GO): nucleus
Molecular function (GO): DNA-binding transcription factor activity, RNA polymerase II-specific; transcription cis-regulatory region binding; zinc ion binding
Source: RefSeq, a predicted model, not a curated record
AUGGCUGUCACGCAGUCUGCAAAGGCAAAGACAAAGGCCAGCAAUGGCAAUGGCGACGCAAAGUCAAAGUCGCAGAUGCAUCGCAGGUCGCGGACUGGAUGCUUCACAUGUAGGCUGAGGAGGAAAAAGUGCGACGAGGGCUCGCCCAUGUGCACUGCCUGCAGACAUCUCGGCCUGCAGUGCGAGUACAAGCGGCCCAUGUGGUGGAGCAAUAACGAUGCGCGCCGCCAGCACAAGGAGGACAUCAAGAACAUCAUCAAGCGCAAGAAGCUCGCCGAAAAGUCGUCACACCCCGUCCAGACGUCUGUCAGUUCCCCCCCGGGCCUGUCUCACUCGCUGCCCACGUCGGCCACCUUCACGGAUCCUCUGGACCGCACCAGGUCCGCCUCCAUCGACUCGCACUUCUCGGCCGCCUUCAACUUCAACAGCCCGCCCGCUGGAGCCGAAUACGGCGUCUACGGCCCGCCCUUGCACCCGGAAUUCAUGCUGGGCGCCUACUCGCCAUACGAGGUCGAUGUCAAGACGGAGCGCCAAAUGUUCGUCAACGACGUGCCCACGCUGAGGGAAUCCCACGUUGCCACCUUCAGCACGUACCAGACCCCCCCUCCGCCCGGCACCGUUCUGGGCCCCGGCCACCUCGAGGCCGGCUGGACAGAGCACGUUACCCACGAGCGCAGGGAGUCGCUGCCCGAGGAGGCCCUCAACCCCAAGUUCUUCGACUUUGCCCAUGGCCCCCCCUGCAGCAGUUCCAGACAGGUGCGUAUCGAGCUCGAGGACAACGACCAGCGCCUGCUCGACCACUUUGUCCAGUUUGUCCUGCCCACCAUCUUUCCCAUCCUAGAGUCCAACCAGCACGGCUCCGUCGCCUCCGACCUGAUCCUCCCGGCCUUGCAGUCCAACAGCGUCUACCUCCACUGCUGCCUCAGCAUCGCCGCCCAGCAUAUUAAGACGCAGGCCAAGGCCCCCUCCGAGGAGAUUGAUCAAGACAUUAUGCGCCACCGCUACGCGACAAUCUACUCGCUUUGCGAGGCGCUUAAGCGCGACGAGGACCACCAGCAGAUCCUCGAGGCGACCCUCGGCCUCAUCUUCUUCCAGUGCGUCGUCGGCCGCUUCGAUGACGAUCUCCUCGACAUCGCCUGGCACCAGCACUUCCAGGCGGCCAUCAAUCUCGUCCAGAAGCUGGACCUGCCGCGCCUCGUGUCCGCCCCGGCCGGCCAGGUGGCACAGGCCCCCUUCAACAUGACGCUGACGGGCUGGAUCGACAUUCUCGGCGCCACGAUGCAGGGCACCUCGCCCACGUUUGCCCACACCUACCGGGAAAAGCAUCUCUCGCAGGCCAACCACCAGCUGGGUCUGCGGGAGCUCAUGGGCUGCGAGGACCGCGUCAUGUACCUCAUCUCGGAAGUCGCCUGCCUUGAGUCGCUCAAGAUGGACGGCAUGGACGACCUCACGCUGUGCCAGCACGUUUCGGCCCUCGGGGAGCAGAUUAGCCUAACCGAGGUCAACGAGACGGGCCCCAAGUCGGCCUACAACGCCAACGGAAGCCUCUCGCCCAAGCAGCUGUCCAAAAACAUCACGGCCGCCUUCCGCCUUGCCGCGCGCAUCUACCUGUGCAGUCUGGUGCCCGGCUUCAGCCCUAGCCAGCCCUCUCCCAUGGGCCUGAUGGAGAAGCUGACAAACGUUCUGCAACACAUUCCUUCGGGGCCCGAGGGUUUCGACCGCAGCCUCGUCUGGGUCUACCUCAUUGGGGGAUCCAUCAGCCUACCUGGCAGCAGCUUCCGGAACCUGUUUGAGGGCCGCGUCACCCGGCUCGGCGACCAAGCCAGCUGCGGCUCGUUUGGACGCAUGCUGACCCUUCUCCGCGAGGUGUGGCUACAAAAUGACAAGCUCGCGCAGUACAUCCACUGGCGGGACAUUAUGAGGAUGAAGGGCUGGGACUUUCUCCUGAUAUGA